Molecule: messenger RNA, 1611 nt
Organism: Insectozyma verbasci
Lineage: Eukaryota; Fungi; Ascomycota; Pichiomycetes; Serinales; Debaryomycetaceae
Source: the annotation of a GenBank genome assembly
AUGGAUUGGUAUAAUAAUAAUUCAAAUAAUAUCAGUAGAAAUAGUAGUCAAAGUAAUCUAAGAUCAAAGAAAAAUUCAACGGUACCAAAUUAUGGACCUUUUAAUUAUCCUAUAAUGUCGGCAGCUGGAAGUUCAUCAUCAUCAAGUUCAAAUACAAUAAAUGUUAAUAAUGGCCUACCUUUACAUCAAUCAAAUCUACCAAUAAAUUCACCUUAUAAUAAUCAACAAAAACCACAAUUUCCUAAAAGUUUAAGUCCAAUUAUUUCAAAUCUGUCCCAAACUUCACCAUCAAUGACACCAUCUAAUUCAGGUAAUUUUCAAAUACCGAUUGAAAGAACUUCAUAUUAUUAUAGUUUAAAUCCAUUAUUUGCAUCUGAUUGGGUAUAUUUACAAAAUCAGCAAAUGGAUUAUAUUGCCUUGGGUUCGUAUAAAGAAGCAUUUACGAAUAAAUUGGAAAUCGUCCACGGUAUAAAUUAUGAAAAUGAGAAAUUGGAUCAAUUUAAUAAUAUGAUUGAUGUACAAGUGAGCGGUGGUAGCGUAGGGUCAGAUAAUACUAUACAGCCGUAUGAUGAAGAUGAUAAUGCAAAUGGAUUUUUCUUUCAAAAAGUCUGUGAAACAAAUUUAGAUUAUCCAAUAACCAAUUUACAAUGGGACCCAUCUAUGAUAAAUUAUGGACAUGGAGAAAGAUUGGCUGCUUCAAGUGAGGUGUUAAGAUUGUAUAAAAUAAAUGACCAAGGUAAUGAUAAUUAUAAUUUACAACAAACACAUAUAUUAGCAAAUAACACAGCAUCAAAUUCCACAACUUCAACAACAAAUUCAAGUUCGAAUUUAUUAAGUGAAGAUAUAAAUACGUAUCCUCCAGUCACAUCAUUUGAUUGGAAUAAAUUAGAUUCAAAUAUUUUAAUAACUUCAAGUGUAGAUACAACUUGCACAGUAUGGGAUUUACAUCGAUCACAUCCAAGAGAUGAAAUGACAGAUACUGCAACGGUUAAAACACAAUUAAUAGCACAUGACUCAGAAGUUUUUGAUGUCAAAUUUUUACAUAAAUCAACAAAUAUAUUUGCUUCUGUUGGAAAUGAUGGUUCAAUGAGAGUAUUUGAUUUGAGAUCGUUGGAACAUUCAACUAUUAUAUAUGAACCAACGCCACCAACAUCAACCACUUCAUCUAAUCAGAACUUGAGCACUACGUUCAAUUCAAAAGCAUUAUUAACUUUAAGUACUUCAAAUAUCGAUCAACAUCAUUUAGCCACUGUUGGAAUAAAUUCAAAUCAAAUCAUAAUCAUAGACAUGAGAAUGCCUGGCUUACCAGUUGCAAUAAUUGAUGGGUCAUUGAAUGGAAUGAAUAAUGCAGCUAUAAAUCUGAUUAAGUAUCAUCCAACCUCAAAUUAUUUAGUUUCUGGGGGUGAUGAUUGUCAAAGUUUAGUAUGGGAUUUAACUAAUCUAAGUAAAGGUAAUGAUAAAAAUCAAUCUGGAUUUGUCAUUGAUACUCCAGUGCUUGCAUAUGAAGAAGAUUUAGAAAUAAAUAAUGUAUGUUGGAGACAAAAUCAAGGUGAUUAUAUGGGUAUAGUGAGUGGUAAAGGAUUUCAAGCUGUAUCAAUAUAUGAUAUUUAA